Messenger RNA from Gambusia affinis (western mosquitofish), 2824 nucleotides. RefSeq names its product phosphoethanolamine methyltransferase (gene pmt). NCBI's taxonomy places the organism in Eukaryota, Metazoa, Chordata, Actinopteri, Cyprinodontiformes, Poeciliidae. The record is from RefSeq and is a predicted model, not a curated record. The transcript is spliced from 13 exons. The coding region runs from base 142 to 1647 and encodes 501 amino acids.
ACCACAGAAGCUGAUAUCUGCACUUUGUCUGGGAGGGGCUACACGUUGUAAAAAAAAGUCUUAUCAUUACUUGUCAUAUUUAAUGGACAUUGGAGAUUAAUUCCUGUUAUUUUCUACUGCGCUAAUCAACCAGAGACCACCAUGGAAAAAGUUUCAACUCACGCAGUCUGCUCAACAGUUCGUUGCAACAUGACAGAGUUUUGGAAGGAGCACUCCAAAGCCGCCACCGUGGAGGAGAUGAUGCUGGAUUCUCGAGCCAAAGAGCUGACUGAGCAUGAGCUGCCCGAGAUCCUGUCCAUGCUGCCUGCCCUGGAGGGACGCAGAGUGCUGGAGCUGGGAGCUGGGAUUGGCCGCUUCACCAGCCACCUGCUGACCAAGGCAGCCCAUGUGACCGCAGUGGACUUCAUGCAAAGCUUUGUGGACAAGAACAGGCAGAACAAUGGUCACCAUAGCAACGUCAGCUUCGUCCAAGCUGACGUCACAAAGCUGGACAUCCCCCAGCACAGUAUCGACUUUAUCUUCUCCAAUUGGCUGUUGAUGUAUCUGAGUGACGAAGAGCUGAAGUCCUUCAUGAAGAAAAUGCUGAACUGGCUGCAGCCUGGUGGCUUUCUCUUCUUCAGAGAGUCCUGCAACUACCGCUCAGGGGACUGCAAGAGAGAUUUCGAUCCCACCUGCUACCGCAGUGAGGCACAGUACACGCACCUGGCCACCUCGGUCCAGGUGGAGGCAUCGGAGGGAGGCCAAAACUUUGGUUUCGAUAUUGUCUUUAAAAAGAGAGUUCAGACUUAUAUUGAGAUGAAAAACAAUCCGAACCAGAUGUGUUGGCUUCUGCAGAAGCUUCCUCGCUCCUCAAAUUCCCAGAGUGGUUUUAGCACAUUCCAGCAGUUCCUGGACAACCAGCAGUACACCAGACGAGGCAUCAUGCGCUAUGAAAAGAUGUUUGGGGCUGGUUAUGUCAGCACAGGUGGACCCAGCACAACCAAGGAGUUUGUGGACCUGCUGAACCUGAAGCGUGGACAGAAGGUUCUGGAUGUAGGCUGUGGAAUUGGAGGAGGAGAUUUCUACAUGGCAAAGAUGUUUGGGGUGGAAGUGCUUGGCUUGGAUUUGUCCGAUAACAUGGUUGACAUUGCCAUUGAAAGAGCGAGAGCAGAGAAGCUCCCAUCAGUGCAGUUUGAGGUGGCAGACGCUACUAAGAGGACAUUUCCAGAAGGUUCAUUUGACGUCAUCUACAGCAGAGACACAAUUUUGCACAUAGAUGACAAACUGGAUCUCUUCAAACGCUUCCAUUCCUGGUUAAAGCCGGGAGGUCAGCUGCUAAUCAGCGACUACUGCUGCGGGGAGAAGCCGUGGACUCCAGUAUUUGAGGCCUACGUCAAACAGAGAGGUUACAUCCUCUACACACCGUCAGAGUAUGGCAAGUUCAUUCAGGAAGCUGGUUUCUGCAAUGUUCGAGUAGAAGACCGAACAGCCCAGUUCAUCCAAGUGAUCCAGACUGAGCUGCAGAGAGCAGAAGACAUUAAAGAGGAAUUUAUCCAGGAAUUUUCCGAGGAGGACUAUUCUGCAAUAGUUAACGGAUGGCGGGAAAAGCUGGAUCGCUCUAAAAGUGGAGACCAGCGAUGGGGACUCUUUCAUGCAACAAGGAACUGAGUGACUUCUCAAAAACACAGCAGAAUUGGUGAAAGCUUGUCAGUCUUGUACUUCAACCUCCAAGGCCCCACCCUCUCACAUCAGCGCUAUUUCCAACACGUAUGUCCAAGCAGUAACCCACCAGUUGCUGCUCGUAACAGAAACAUCUUUCAUUGCAAGAAGCCGCUCAGCCAGUUUGACUUGAACAAACUAAAUUUGAAUGUUAGAAUGUCAAACAUUGCAGUGUUGUUGUUGAUUAUUGUACCAGGAAAUAAAUGACUCUGUUACAGAUAAUGAUCACUAUGAAGGAUUAUGUAAUGCACACUUAACAGACAAAAGAGUAAAUUACAGGGAAAGUCAUUACGCCUGGCUGAAAACCAUCAUUUAUUUUAUUUUAAUUUUAAAUUAUUUACGUCAUAAUGGACUCAAAAUACAACUGUCUAACCCGUCCAAAAGCAACCAGAAGGCAAAGGCCCAGACAGGACAUGAUUCCAGGGAAAUCCACAAGUACCUGUCUGGCUGAACAAGAGCAGUCUCAAAGCUUUCUUUGUUGCAGGGAGUCACCUAGAUCCAUGAAGCUGAUUAUUUGUGUGUGUGUGUGUGUGUGUGUGUGUGUGUUUUAGCUUGUGGAUCAAUUCACAAGGCUGAGUUAUUGAAACUAAGUUGAAUGUACAUUUUUUUAAAGUUUUAUCAAUGAAAUAUGUACCAAAAAACAUUAACAGCAUUACAUAAAACCUCAUUUCACAUAUAUACAUUUAUACAACAUAUAAAAACAGCUAAGAAAUUAUUAAAAGCAUAAAAUUCACAACCUAGAGAGAAACUACCAGGCAUAGCAUAUAGCUCUUGUUAACGUUCUUUAUUAAAAUAGUUGACCAUGCUGAAUCAUAACAAUCAUCCCUCAAAUGAAACCUCGUUUCUAUCCACACGUUGACAUGUCAUUGCUUCCAGUACCUGAAAAUAUUUCCAAUCCAUUGAUCUUUCUUCAGUGAACUACAAAAUCUAUUGUGUUGUAUGUUUCAUCUGGAUUUUAUAUGAAAGUAGUUUUAAUAACAAGCAGUUGAGCAGUUUCACAAAUGACAUUUCUGAGAAGAUGUGGUGUGCAUUUGCACUUCUGGGUUAACUAGAGGAACAUCACGACCAAAAGGAGGUACGCAAUAGAGAGAGACAAAGAGACAGCUUAGAUUGAAUAGAAUGAAAU